CUUGUACAGCACAAAUCGUGUUACACGUUUUCGAAUAGCUGCACGGCAUCUCCAUACGCCUUACGCCUCUUCAGCAUACCACAAGACAAGACAGUUAAUGAAGGUAGCGAAUGUGUGAGCUGCGCUAAGACCACUUACACACUUAGUCAUCGGACGCUACAACUGCUUCGUGGUCUUGGCCUGUUGCAAUGAUCCUCGAUCCCGUGUGAAGACCGGCGCCGUUAUCGCCUCGGCUAACGGGACCGCCACGGAAGAUAGGCUACAAUGGAGCAAUUGUAAGGACUUUUCCUAGUGAACUAUUGCAAAUUGUUGGUUAGAAGAUUCGGUUGAAUGAAAGGAAAAAGUUCGAACGAGAUAGAACUCUUUAGGUUUGAAUUAGAUUAAUCUUACCUAACGUCAGCCGUAUCCCAAGCCUUGAAGCGUCGUUCGUUUAUCUGUUUAAUAUUUCCGGACCAUAAGAUCGCGUUGAUGGUCCCUCUUUUGUUAUGAUCCUGACGAGCUUGAGUCAUGAGUCUUGGAAGAAUGGUGAUGACCAACAUCACAUGUCAGGUGAAGGUUCCCUUUGCUGAAACCAAGGACAAGGCGCCUGGAAAAUGGGCUUGCCUGUGUUCGCUUCAAUCUGGUGCUAGAGCGGGCUGCCCAAGGCAAUAUGGAUGGGAUUUGAUUCCCGGUCCUGCCGUGUGAAGACUGGCACCGCUAUCGCCUCAGCAAUCGCCCCAAACCCAGGAGUCUUUUUUUAAACCCCCGAAAAUCAAAGCUCAAACCCAUGAAAACAUUACGCAAAUACUUCUGCUUUCCACGGUAUGCCAACAAUUUUUUCAUUUACAUUAUCAACUAAACUGCAAGCCCGAACAGUUCCGAACAACCUAUCACAAACGACCUGCUAAGUGGCAAAUAAUAGUGUGCAAAACGGAAAAAGGUAAGACUGUCUUUUUCCCGAUAGCGAGUGUAACGUGUGUAAGGUCGUGUAACUGCAGCUUAGAUAACGUGCCAUAAUUGCUAACAAUGGCUUCCAUUACACCGAUGUACAAGAAACAUGUCAUGUUUCAUGGAUCAACUUCCAGUGGCGCGCUUAAAGUGAACCACAGUCACAACAACAAUUAUUCAAUCGAUUGCCGGUAGUGCAGUCGAUUAGCGUUUUCCCCGAUUCGAUUCGAUCGCAAAGAGCAGCUGUUAGAAUGGUGUGUAAAAUUGCAACCACAAGAAAAGCUAACCUACGGCUUUCCCCCCAUCCCCGAGCCAGUCUUCCGGUAGUCGGCCGAGUAGUCAAUGGGUGCUGGAAUGAGCCAUUAGGUUCGGUGGUGGAUCGACGAUGCGUAAAAUAUGUGUGUCACCGUAUUAGCCUUUUUUCUUUAACGUUUGAAAAAUGCUUUCCCUACAGUGAGGGACAAAAAGCCCCCCGUACAGCUCCAUGCUCUCCAGCCGUGUGGUGAAGAAAUUCUCCCCCCCUUCCUCGACUACUAAUGAACGCGCGCCAUUGAAUAGAUAUAGCUAACCACCUAGGCAAGCCCGUUCAUAACUUGCCCUGCUGACGAGCCUCCCACCACUUCCGAUAAGCAAACCAGAACCGGCAAAGGGGCAGGGUUCACGUAUAAAUAUCAAACGACCACUUUAAAUCUAACACCAGAUAGUCGCCAACAGUUCGGCCGACUCCACUAAGUUGUUCGUGAAUGGUGCUGUGCCAAGUGCGUUCGUUUGAAAGUUUUGACAGUCGGAAAACACCACCACCAACCAGCGAAAAUGAUCGCCGCGAGUAGAACGAUUCUAAUGAUCGGUGCACUACUACUGCUGCGGAUCGUUCGGAACCCUUGCUCGGGGCAACUGUAUCAAUCGGAAAGUGCCGAAGUAGGUCGACGGGUGCACAACUAUGACAGCCGGUACCAGCAGCAGCCGGCACACGAGCUUGGCUUCGGGUACUACUACCAGGGCGACAUUAUGCUGCCGACCGAUGCCCACCAAAGCCAGGACCGGCUGUCGAUAGCCGAGGAGCAUACGUCCACCGUUUGGCCGAACGCGAUCGUACCGUACUACAUCACACCGAAUGAUUUUACACCGAACGAGGUGCGUGUGAUCGAGAAGUCGAUGAACGUGUUCCACACGAAAACGUGCGUCCGGUUCGUUCCCCGAACACCGGACACUCCCUACUACGUGACGAUCACGAACCGUCCGGCCGGAUGUUACGCCUCGGUAGGACGCGCCCUAGACAACAGCCAGAAUGUGAUGAACCUGCAGGCGCCCGCAUGUCUGAUGAGCGGCACGCCAAUGCACGAGAUGAUGCACAUUCUGGGCUACCUGCACGAGGUGAGCCGUCCCGAUCGGGACGACUACAUCUACGUCAACCGUAGUGCCCUUGAGCCAAGGUAUCAAACGGAAUCAUUCUAUCGAAACAACUUUGCCAAGUACGAGCGAGAUGUUGAGACGUACAGCAUCGACUACAACUAUGGCAGCAUCAUGCACUACACGCGGUUUGCGGGUGCGAAGGAUCGCUCCCAUCCGGUGUUGGUGAAUUUGAAACCAUACGACGAACCCGACUUCGGCAACCGCACGCUCAGCCCGUCCGACAUCGAAAGCAUCCAGUUCCGGUACUGUCGGAACGCUACCGGGCUCUACUGGUUGCAACCAUUCCAACUACUUACCAACCCAUUCUUCAGCCACCGAUCGUCCAGAAGGUUUGGUUAGCGCAAAGGAUCCCUCCCCCCGCCCUUGCAAUCACUUUCUUUCGCUCACUGUUCAAAUUCUAAUAUAAAAAAAAAACUUCACGCAGAUGUCAGAUGUGUUCAUCAAAGUGUUCUUGUUAUUCCAUUUUUUUUCCACAUUGUUUUACAUUACGUAGUUUCACUAUCACACCCCGGUUUUAGUUUUCUCUCCCUCUGUGUGUAUUUACCUCUCAUGCGUUACUUUCUUUUCUUUUCCGUUUAACCGUGUUAUUAUUACUAAGAAUUAAUUUUUAGCGCACUAUAUUACACAUAUUGCCAAUUCGCGUGUUCUCACUCGAAACAAAACCGAAUUAUUGGUGAAUCUUCUUUACACAAGGAAAUAAACCGCUUCCUACUUCGAUCACCGACCGUGCGGUGGCGCUGUGAUCGGAGUCGCUCUAUUACUACUACUACCACCACUACUAGUGCUACUAGAUCACCAGCAGCAACCGGUGCUGUGUGUGUGUGUGUUUGUGGUGGUUUUAAUAAUUGAUUUAAACUAGAACUAAAAUUGGAUUAGAGGUUCUGCUGUACGUAAAACAAGAAAAACAUAAUCCUCUGCCAAGAUUUCUGGGGGGAGGGUCCCUAAUGGCGUGUAAUUUGCUUGAUUUGAAUGAUGUGUACACACACACACGCUAUAUUAUAAAUAUAUAGAAUUAGCAUCAUUUUUCAACGCGUUUUUUUCCCCUCGUUCUCCCAUCUGAACUGCUGCUUCCCCCGCCUGCUACCUAUACUCAUUCGUAUUGAGGACGAUUCGGUUUUUUGGUGUAAUUUGAUUGAGAGUUCUAUGUGUGUGUGUCGGUGGUGUGAUUAUUAGAAAACUCUUUUACCUCCAUUUUCUCUCUCUCUCUCUCUACUCUCGGUUUUACACACCCCUGCUACUGUGAUACCUCCUGUUGCAAAAACUUUGAGCACUCCAAAAACCUCUCUCUCUCUUUCCACUGUUUUAUUUGUUAUUUUAAGUUAUAAGAUUUUAUUUUUUAGUUUACUGUUUGACCGCAUCUCCUUCUCAAGCUGUACAAGAGAGCACUGCUCAAAUUGUUUAACUCACGCGCCCGCCCUCUCUCUCUCUCUCUCGCACACGCAUAUUAAAGGAUGAGGUUACUUUGUUUUUUAAUCGAUCCACGAUUAAUGUUGCUAAAUGUUUUGCCUUAAUAUGUGUGUUUUGUCUGUACUAGUAGCUGGGUUUAGAACAUCUGAUCUCUUCUUGCUCAAGCUCCGUACAACGGAGCAGCAUUCUUCGUUAAGUGUCAUUUAAAAUUUCCAACCGCCAUUUGCUUUCCUCUUUGACGACACUCAAUUUAUGUUUAAUAUACCCAAUCGUAAUGCAUCAUACGCGUAUUUUUAUUGCAAUAUGUUGUAGGUUCCGAAUAUUGGUUUUUCGUAUUUUUCAUUCGCUCUACGCCGUACGUGGUUUAAGUGGUAAGAUGAAGAAAGCAUCUCUUAUUCCGAUAAUUGAUUUGCAAAAUUUCACAACUUUCUGAAGUUUCUGUGGUUUCGUAUAAUUUACUGCCUUUGACGUAUGUAUAUAUAUAAAGUUUAAUAAAGUUUUAUUCACGUCAUGCUAUGACUUUUAUAUGUUCGUCGCUGGUAGUAUUUUACUCUUAUACGGUACGGUAUUUUUUACCUUUCUUCCUGAAAUGUGGUGUGUGAUAAACAUAUUAUGCAUGGGACCAUUUCUGCAGUGCGUCUGUCUGUUAUACACUUCCUCCGCGUUUUGGGCAUUUUGAGGUAUUGAUUUUUUGUUAUUGUUUUUUUAUCAUAUUUUCACGGCUACCCGGUAGUCGUUUGUGAUUUUUUUUCACUUUCAUAAUAAUGUGCAUUUUUUUUUGAAGGGUUGAAGAAGAGGUCUUAAGUUCGAAACUCAGGCAAAAAACAAAAUAGCGAGAUCUGUAAUACGAUGAUGUUCGUUUUAAAAAAUGUCCACCUGCUUUUUCUCUCGCUCUCUCUCUCUUUCUCUAUCUCCAUUUUGAAAGACAUAUUUGUUUUGCUUUUACUGUUCCGCAGUACUGCCGACUCGUUCAAGAGCACCCAUAGACACACUGUGGAUGUAUUUCAGUACACAGUGUUGUUUCGACAGAAUUGUUAUUCAGAAUUGUUUUCUUUUCGAUUAACUUUUAUUUUUCAUAUAAAUGUUUUUUUUUUGUCGUUGCAGAUGAUAUAGAAGAAUGCGAUAUAAUGAGAGCUUAAUGCUUUUAGCACCAUUUUCCAGUUUUUUGCUUCUUCUUCACGCGCAACAAAUAAAAUUAUUUGCGAGUUAGGUGGGGUUUCGCAUUGACCAGAAGUCAAAGGGCACCACCAGAGACGACACAGUGAGCAGUUAAUUGGAGUUGCCAAUUGGAUGACAAAGCGAAAGUAUGCGUGUCUGCGAGUGGUGAUGAAUAAGUGAACCUUGCCAAUUCCUGUGGAUGAGGAGGUGUAUUACUCUGUUUCUACAUCCGUGAAGUCCGAGUGUGAGUGUGUGUGUAAGGAAAAUUGGGAAAAUUGUCGAAUAAAAUUGGUUUACUUUAUACAUUUCGUGGAAAGAAUUCAAAUCCUCUUUCCUGCCUGGGUUCUUGUGCUCUUUCUCUUGCCUUCUCUCCCUCCCUCCCUCUCUCUCUCUCUCUCUCUCUCUAUCUCUCUUUCUCAAACCUAUAUCCUCGCUUAUUCUAAUCCUUUCCAGACCAAUAUCCUAUCUGUACACAAACACUCAUUCAAUAAACCCGCGCUGCAAUCUAAUAUCUUCAUUCAAGCACCCACAUUCAUUCAAGAUGGACCACCCCGUUCACUCCAAUAGAUAAGUAAAACUAGCUGAAUCUAGUGUGUCCUGUGUGAUGAUCAGGUUCCUCGUUCCUGUACAAAUCCCUCCGUUAUCGUUCACACACUCUCACUCGCUCUCUCUCUCUCUCUAUCUCUCUCUCUCCUUAUCUCAUUCAUACACGAUUGAUUACUUUUUGACCAAAAACACACGGGAACUAUUGUCUACACACUAGAGAGGAGAUCAUCCCUCCCUUUUGUGUGACAUUAGUUCGCGUGUCCUGGUACAAAAUGGCAGUGAUCUACUGGUUCAUUCCAUAUACAUAUAUAUUUUGCAAUUUAUGCGGAAUUCUAUUAAAUGUUUUUUUGUUUUUAUAUUUUCAAUUUGUACACUUUGAUUCUUUUUUUAACUUAUACACAAAAGAAACCGUUGUCAAUUAGAUGUUUUAAGAGGAAACCCAAUUCGGCGGCCAAUUGUAAAUCCCACUAAAUUGCAGAACAUUUUGUCGCACCAACGGAGUAGAUCUGUUCACGCAUAUCCCCAAGCAGCACUGAGAGCGAGAGGCCUGCCACCCUGCUCAGUUCAAACGACUGCUUGUCUGUCUUCCCUAGCUCUUCCCAGGGUCCUACUCAAGGUAAGGCUUUCCUGAAAUGUGACUUGACCUAUCUGGUUCGCUUCCAUCCUUUGCUCGGUAUUCUUCUCGCCUACUUUUCUCCCCGUGUAUAAAGUAAACCCAAGUAUGGCUAAUGUUUCUAGUUGGAGAAGAAGUCUGUGAAGAUGAGAAAUUUAAGGUUUGUUUUAGUUUGAUGAUAUGAGCAUAAUUUUGAUCAUCUUGUGUCCGUAAAGGAAAAGGAGAGGUCCACAGCAUAAAGUUGCCGUUGGCAAAGGCAUAAAAUGAUACCAAGUGUUGUGACGGUUUUUGCGAAGAAGAUCAGCUCGUUCAUCGCAUUUCAUCGUCCUUCAAGGCUAGUCUGCGCCGGAUGUGCAGGCUGGAAAAAGGGGGAUGAUGAUGAUAGGGAUAUGAUGAUGAAGUGCUUCAUCGUGCUUCAUCGAUUUCUGGAAACGCUGGAAACGAAUCCAUCCAUCUUUACGAUUCGUAUGUUUCUUCGUUUAUUUCGGGGGAGUCCUCAGCAAAACGGAUCUCCUUGAUGUGCUUAAAACGUUUUUAUAGGAAAUAGAUAAAAAAAAUGGUAGAAACAUGCAGAGAGUGGUAUCAGAGCUCAAGUGAAACUCGACUAUAACAUCGCUCACUACUGCAGGCUUCUGAUGAGCAGCUCUGCUGAUCUCGUUCCGCAAAUGAAGCUUUGAGUUGUCAUGGCCCGGUGAAGGUUUGAAGAGGAAGACAAUCCUCCCUCAGUGCUAGAAGUAAAAGAAUGUAAAUAUCCAAAAGCAUCCCCUGUGUUCCGCUUGCGGACCCGACUCUAUGUACGAUCGGAAUAAUCUAGGAAAAACUGAUCCUCAAGAUAAGUAGUCGCAAUUAGCUGUAGGAUCGAUCGAUAAGCUCUACGGAUUAAGUGUCUGGCAUUAUUAUGAUGACUACUACGCCUGGUUUGUUGGUAUAUCUUUUUUAACGACAUGUUCUCACAAAAAAAAACGAUAAAAGUUCUCCAAUUCUGUCUUCCAACUUUUCGCACACCGUAAAUGGGGGGGGGGGGGGGGGGUGGGGAGUUUUGUGAGGACCUCUCCAUGGCUCAAAAGAAUGGCUCGAGAGUGCCGCACAAAAUAUAGCUCUUUUCACACGUAGUUUUAAGCAAUGUACAAUGGUCCAAUGGAUGUUUCCAACCAAGACAACUUCUUCACUACAACGUUCUCUUGUGUUCUGAUCCCUGUUUCUAACUAAAAAAGCAGUUCAAGCACCAAACAGAUUUCAUAGUUUCCCAAAGUUGCAAUUCUGCUUCCAUAUGCUUUCGAGGCGGAAAGACACAAACAAGGAAACAAUUAAAACUAUACAUGAAAGACGUCUUGGGUCACAUUGCAGACUGACUGACAACACGGACUGAUGAUUGGUGUUGCCUGCUGUUCCCGAUUUUCCCGUGCCGUUUGUUGAGAUCAUAUCUAAGGUCAGCUCUCUAACACAUAACGCUACCAACUACUCAACUUAAACGCAAUUCCCUUACCGCCUAAUAUAAUACAUUCCCGGUCCCAGGGUUGGACAGGACAGAGAGUGAGAGAGCGAGAGAAGAGAUGUGGCAACAGCACGUGGAUAAACGACAUACUGAAACGAGAGACCCGUCCAACAAGAAGUAGAUAAAAAAAAAAGUAGAAAA
Messenger RNA from Anopheles stephensi (Asian malaria mosquito), 7700 nucleotides. Its product is annotated as astacin-like. Gene Ontology annotation, biological process: proteolysis. Lineage: Eukaryota; Metazoa; Arthropoda; Insecta; Diptera; Culicidae. Bases 1741 to 2679 code for a protein of 312 amino acids. The transcript is spliced from 7 exons. Gene Ontology annotation, molecular function: metalloendopeptidase activity; zinc ion binding. The record is from RefSeq and is a predicted model, not a curated record.